Oncorhynchus masou masou (cherry salmon) is the source of this 1158-nucleotide messenger RNA. RefSeq lists its product as uncharacterized. The record is from RefSeq and is a predicted model, not a curated record. Bases 1 to 1158 code for a protein of 385 amino acids. NCBI's taxonomy places the organism in Eukaryota, Metazoa, Chordata, Actinopteri, Salmoniformes, Salmonidae. The transcript is spliced from 2 exons.
AUGAUAACUGGCACACAGAUCCGUAGAAAUGGAGGAAGAGGCGUGGCAUUAGAUGACCACACAGGAGGAAGAGGCGUGGCAUUAGAUGACCACACAGGAGGAAGAGGCGUGGCAUUAGAUGACCACACAGGAGGAAGAGGCGUGGCAUUAGAUGACCACACAGGAGGAAGAGGCGUGGCAUUAGAUGACCACACAGGAGGAAGAGGCGUGGCAUUAGAUGACCACACAGGAAGAAGAGGCGUGGCAUUAGAUGACCACACAGGAAAAAGAGGCGUGGCAUUAGAUGACCACACAGGAAAAAGAGGCGUGGCAUUAGAUGACCACACAGGAAAAAGAGGCGUGGCAUUAGAUGACCACACAGGAAAAAGAGGCGUGGCAUUAGAUGACCACACAGGAAAAAGAGGCGUGGCAUUAGAUGACCACACAGGAGGAGGAGGCGUGGCUUUAGAUAACCACACAGGAGGAGGAGGCGUGGCUUUAGAUAACCACACAGGAGGAGGAGGCGUGGCUUUAGAUAACCACACAGGAGGAGGAGGCGUGGCUUUAGAUAACCACACAGGAGGAGGAGGCGUGGCUUUAGAUAACCACACAGGAGGAGGAGGCGUGGCUUUAGAUAACCACACAGGAGGAGGAGGCGUGGCUUUAGAUAACCACACAGGAGGAGGAGGCGUGGCUUUAGAUAACCACACAGGAGGAGGAGGCGUGGCUUUAGAUAACCACACAGGAGGAGGAGGCGUGGCUUUAGAUAACCACACAGGAGGAGGAGGCGUGGCUUUAGAUAACCACACAGGAGGAGGAGGCGUGGCUUUAGAUAACCACACAGGAGGAGGAGGCGUGGCUUUAGAUAACCACACAGGAGGAGGAGGCGUGGCUUUAGAUAACCACACAGGAGGAGGAGGCGUGGCUUUAGAUAACCACACAGGAGGAGGAGGCGUGGCUUUAGAUAACCACACAGGAGGAGGAGGCGUGGCUUUAGAUAACCACACAGGAGGAGGAGGCGUGGCUUUAGAUAACCACACAGGAGGAGGAGGCGUGGCUUUAGAUAACCACACAGGAGGAGGAGGCGUGGCUUUAGAUAACCACACAGGAGGAGGAGGCGUGGCUUCAGAUAACCACACAGGAGGAAGAGGUGUACUGAUAAUGUGCUGUCAAUGCUAA